UCCAGGGAGACGCCGGAAUCACCAGCGCCCACAUGUCGCCCGGACACUGCGCUGCGACAGAUGAGCCCCGGCCUGCGACACACAGCGGCCAUGGCGGAGCCCGACCGGGGUCUCGGGCUCCAUCCGUUCCCCCGUGCGGAGUAUCGAGCCCGUUCAGAGGACACCUCAGUACAAAGAGUAAUGCAUUUUGCAUCGGCCACAGCAGCCGGCUGAGCGACCAGUACCGGAUCCGGGACCGCAUGCUCAUCCACUACAAUAAAAUCCUCUCGGCUAAAGCUGCUGUUGACUGUUCCAUUCCAAAGAGUAUGAUAAAGAGCGUAAAAUACAGCGACCAGCAGAAACGGGAGAGGAUGAAGAAGGAGGUGGCGCGGAUGGAGAGGACCUUCACGGUUUCUUCUCGCCCUCGCUCCAGAGACAGCGUGGACUCCAUUAUGCACAGGAAGGACCCCUAUGACUCUCGCUCUCCUCUCCUGAGACACUCCUCCCCGUAUUCGGAUCCUGGACCCGUUUAUUCUCCCAGCUCCUUCUUCUCCUCCCCGAGACCCUUCAGGUCUCCGGCCCACACUGGCGAGCUGCAGGGAAGGUACCCUGAGUCCUCCAGACUACCCGGCGGGCUCAUCACCCCCACUGCCUGGUCCAGUCCCUGCAAGUUCCAGGACAAUCAGACCAAGACUUACAGCGGGGACCUGCUGGAGAAACACUCCCAUCAUUUCACCAACAAGGAGCGCCCUUUCACCCCCCGCACCCUAAAGACCCAGGCCAAGUCUGCACUCGCCCAGUCCCGUUAUUACACCCCACCCAGGAGGAAGAAGAAGGGGAUGGUGACCGAGGCAGAGGCCCAGACUGAGAUCAGCAGUUUUCGUCGAACAUCACCGGAGAGGGAGUCCUCACCCAUUGGAGAUCAGCAGGGAGGGAACAAUGAAGAUCUGCUACUGAGUGAUGAAGACGAUGAAGGGACAGGAGAGCAGCGGCGCCCCCUCUCCAGGUUGUCGACCAGUGACUUCAUGUCUCCUUCUCCAACGCUCCAGAAGAUUCACUCUGAGGAGGAAGAAUUGGCGUAUCUCAAAUUUGUGGCCGACGUCACCAAUGAAAUUCUGAGCCUUGGACUGUUCUCUGACAGGGUUCUAGAGCGCGUGUUUCAACGACACCUAGAAGGAAACAGACAUCGAUUAGACGAGGGUAAAAUGCGCCACCUGCUGGACAUUCUCAGGGCUGACUUGGACUGCAAGCAAGAAAGCAACCUGAAGUCAGUUGUGGGUCACCACUUUGACGUCAGAGGACAUUUUACCAGUUCUCCUUGGGUUAUUAAUGGGAGCUCCCAGGAGGAAGAGUCCUCUUAUCUAGAUAGUCUUAUCACUGACCACCAUGUACAGGUGGACCCCCUACCAGACAUGAAGCACUAUCUCCAGCACGAUGCCCUUGCUGAACCAGGCACCAAAGACACUAAGCAUGGAGACUAUGUCCAAGUAGUUGCAGAUGGACCAGAAGGUGAUCACCACCAAGAGGACGAUGCCCAAUCUGAUCAGGAAGAUGGAGGUGACCUCAGUCCCCAGCAUUCACAUGACCACCUGUCUUCCCUGGAUGGUCCAGAAGACAAAGGAUCUCCUGACCAUGAAGAUGAUGUUGAUCUCCAGAUGUUGAAGGAAACCCCUGAGGACAAUCUCCUGCUGGACGUCUCUAGUAAAGAUCAGACUUUGGACAACUUACUGGACGCCAGACAUAUUUCUGAGAAUGUCGACAACUUGGACACUCUUGAAGACCUGCAGCAGAGCUUUUAUAAAGUCGUCCAGAUCUCCAGGGCAGAUGAUGGUGAUGUCACCCAGGUCUCCAGGGCAGAUGAUGGUGAAGAUUCGGGAGAGGAGGAAGCAUCCGAGACUGAGGAACCGAUUGACUUGUAAAGAAAUAAAUGAUGCCUGGCCGCUGCUUGUAGAUAUUCAUUCACAUACGGGUAAUAAUGUAGGGCUAGCAGACUAGACAUGGCGGGUAUUGCACCAUAGAAGGGCCUAUUCAUGCUACUGUCUUGUAGGUGGGUUUGUUACAAUGUAUCAGUUUUGUUCAGAGAAUUGCUUAUACUAAUACAUUUUCCUGCUGAGGUUAGGUUCACAUUUGUGGCACUGCUCAUUUUUUCAUUUCCGGUAUAGGAACUAGAACAGAAACCAUCCCCCACUAGAUCCCAUUGACCAUAAUUAGAUCCGGUGGCUUUCCGUAAUAGAUUCUGACAUUCCGGCCAAAGUUUAAAUCCCAAGGAGGGGUUUUAACUUUAGAGACCAGGCAUAACUUGGACACAGCUGUAACAAACCUCCUUGACCCAGGGAUGUUCUGCUAGUCUAAACUCCAAAUAAGGCACUUAAAGCAGAUAUCUGGACUAGUACUAGGCCUGAGUUUUUUUUCUUCCAACCUUCCUGUAAUAAUUGUAGCACGAGCGGAAUGUCAGGAACCUCUAACACAUCCACAGGUCUAUUGGCGAAUCUGAAAAAGGUCUUCCAAACUCUCAGAUGGAUCUCAGAAGUAACCCUCUUUCGACUGGCCAACAGAGUGUUAACCACCUCGUCAGAAAGACCUCUUCUUUUUAAAAUCUCCCUCUCAAGAGCCAAGCAGUCAGAUGUAGAUUUCUUACUUCUGGGUGAAAGAUUGGACCCUAAGACAGAAGCUCCUGGGACUCCGGAAGCACCCAUGGGGUUGCUAUUGAUAUCCUGCGGAGCCAGGAGAACCAAACUCUUCUUGGCCAGAAGGGGGGGGGCUAUAACUAUUACAGUUGCUUCCUCUUCUCUGAUCUUUUUGAGAACCCCCAGUAACAUUUUUAGUGGGGGAAAGGCAUAGACCUAUCAGGUCUUUUCCAUUCUCUGGCGAUUACCGCCUGAAUGUUCUUAUGUAUAUUAAACACUUUCCUCUUGCUAGGCCCUCAAACAUAGAGUCUUGCACUGAUUGCUGAGGUCUUUGAUCAUCCAACCCUAUAGUUGCUCUAACACGGGGUCUCAGCAUCUUAAGGCUUCAUGCACACAGCUGUUGUGUGGCCGUUCCGUGGAUUGGGGACUGCGACAUCUGUGCAGCGGGCCAGACCCAUUCAACUUGAAUGGGUCUGUGGUCAGUCCGCACCGCAGAAAAAAAAUAUGACGUCAUAUUUUUUUGCGGUGCGGAACAAUGAAAAGAAACGCCACGGAAGCACUCCGUAAUGCUUCCGGUGUUCUGUGACUCCGUUCUGCUUCUCCGGAAUUGCGGACCCAUUCAAGCGAAUGUGUCCGUAUCAGUGAUGCGGGGUGCCGACUCGCCGUUUGCUGGCUUCCUCCCACCGCUUGAACCCGGAAGUAGAUGCACAUGCCGAACAGGUUCGCAGGAAUCCCAGAGAGGUCAAAACUCGCCAGGCUCCGGGAAGGGGAGCGUAAGGUGAGGGACAGAGACUGGAGCCCAGACUUUAGCAGCGGCUCCCCCAUGGAGACUUACGCCGCCCGGGGUAACCCUCCUAACUGCAUCAAUUGCCGGGGCCCCCGCAGCUCUAGAACAACUGCAUACGGCGGUUCCGAUUUUCUCCUGCCUCUUAGGACAGGAAACAGAACUGGAGGUAGCGGGGAGGAUCCCUCUUUUAAAAGGCGGUUCUGGUUCCUGUCCGGAGGAGGAGGCGGUCUCUCCACGGGUGCUAUCAUAGGCGAAAGAGAAUUAUAUUUUUGUUAAUAAUGCUCAAUUAUGAUGGGAGUUGUAGUUAUAAUGAGACCUGGCAUUGUUUUCUCCCAGGUCUCCGCUGUAUGGUGGGGCUGGAUCACUUCGAUAUGAUAAAUGCAUAUUAAUUGGUAUUUUCUAGUGAUCACUUAUAGACCUGUCGGAUUUGUUUGGUAGUGGCGCCUGUCGUGCGCCCCGAGAGUUAUGGAGUCUGUGUCUGCUCCCCACAUCCACCUCUUAAGCAGCUUAUUGCGUGUUCUUUGUAAUCAUGCCAGGCCUCCUGUAAUGGAAAUUCUCUAUCUAUGCUCUGCCUUCCUGCUGACCUUGUGCUUAUACACUGAAGCAGAACUGCAGUGUAAAGCAAGGAGGAGACAGCAGCAGUCAGUUUCUGAUUCAACAGGAGGUGGGUUUCAAGUCAUUGACCAUAGCUGUGUCUUAGCAGUGUGGAGCUGCAGUAUAAAGAAGGGGAGAAAGCCUCUGAUGAGGAUACUGCAGCUUAGCUGGAGUCACUGACUUGUACAAAUUUUAUGUAUAAGGCCACUUUCACACGUCAGUGUUUGGUCAGUUAUUGUGAGC
This is a messenger RNA of Bufo gargarizans (Asiatic toad), 4230 nucleotides long. RefSeq names its product spermatogenesis associated 7 (gene SPATA7). Gene Ontology annotation, biological process: microtubule cytoskeleton organization. The record is from RefSeq and is a predicted model, not a curated record. NCBI's taxonomy places the organism in Eukaryota, Metazoa, Chordata, Amphibia, Anura, Bufonidae. The transcript has 12 exons. The coding region runs from base 33 to 1898 and encodes 621 amino acids. Gene Ontology annotation, cellular component: axoneme; ciliary basal body.